This is a messenger RNA of Ceratotherium simum simum (southern white rhinoceros), 1886 nucleotides long. NCBI's taxonomy places the organism in Eukaryota, Metazoa, Chordata, Mammalia, Perissodactyla, Rhinocerotidae. The record is from RefSeq and is a predicted model, not a curated record.
GUGUCCUGCCCUUGUAGGCUUGACUUGGAACAGCCGUGGCAUCUGUGGCUCCUCAGCCCCUGGUGCCCUUGAACCUCCGUUCUUGGCUCACACCAUCUUCCCUCCGAAGCUGUGUCUGCAGAGGUCUCCAACAUGAAAAGAAACACACACAGAGCUGCUUGGCUGAGUCCUAGCCCUGACGAUGAAGCCUUGCUUUUGAGGCAGAAGCACAAAUUGCUACAAGUCAGAGAAAAAGGAGACCUUGCUCUGCAGAGAAGACAAGAUCUCAAGUGGUGGAAAAGCCAGCAGCUCCAGCACUUGGCCAAGGAGUUGAGGACAGAGUGGCAGGGGGCCCCCAGCCAGCGAGUCCGAGGUCUGGAGAGGCUGUAUUUAAUGCAUCUCUUAGGUUUGGGAGGAGGACAGCCUAAGGAUCAUGAACCUGACCUGGAGCUGCCAGCCCAGCGAGGAGCAGCCCGGCCACCAAGGGCCAGGGAGAAGCACAGAGCAGCCGUCAGAGAAGAGAAGAGUUGCAAAGAAGAGCUGAUGAGACAGCAGCCCUGGCACACCAGGCCUCAGAGGAGAGCAGCGGGUUUGGAGAAGCAGGGAGCGACCAAGGCUGUGGGCCCGACUCCUCCGCCCCCGAGCCCGCCCGAGAAGCAUAAGGGGAAACGAGCGCCUUCCACAAAGACCAGCGGUGGCCAUCGUCCUGUGGACCCUCGCGUGAGCAAGGGCCUGGAUGUGGAAAAGCUCUUGGUUGUGGCAGGAAAGACCAAGGACCUGGAGGAAAGGGAGAAAGAAAUCACCCGGGAGGGGAGGAGGCAGCUGGGAAAGGGGUCAGCUCAUCUUGUUCAAGGCCUGAGAAACACCUCUCUGCAUCAGAGUCCCGAGGGCAGAGCGAGAGACCUGGAACAGCUGUGGCCAGUCGGCUCGACUUGCAGAAGGAGAGCUGCGCCGCAGGCAUCUCAGUGCGAGCGCGGUGACAAGAGCAAGUGGCAGAGAGAGCUCGAGUUUGCCUUCGAAGAGUUGUUUAACACAAACAGGAAGCUGAAAAAACACCUGAGCUUGUACCUUGAAGCUAGGCCCGGGAUGGAUCAGAACCCCAGUGAAGAACAGGGCUUCUCAGAGAGGCAAGAACGGAGAGGUGAGACCCAACGAGAGAAGAAAACCCUAGAUGCAGAAAUGGAAAUGGUGCCUGCCCGGGAAUCCGCAAGUCCAGCGGAGGUGGACGCCCACCAGACACCAUCCAGAACCAGUUUGGAAAAGUUACUAAGCAAGCUUGAGAACCAAAAAUAUCGUCGGAUGGCCAAGCCCACAUUUCAGAAUGAGAGAAGGUUGUUGUCUCCUGAGGCAGGAACAUUUGUCAAUGAUGAGAACCCGCUCCUGCACAGCACGGAACCUGGACGAGAACUGCCCAGACCCGACACGCUGGACACGUGGCCUCACCCACAAGGACAGGCGGGCAGGGUCGGCUUGGUGGUGUCAAAGCAACAGCAGGAAAUGGAGAUGGAAGCGAGAAGAGGAAAGCAGCUGGAAUUGAUUGAACAAGCUGAACCCCCGCAGAUGAGCUUGGAAGCCCACUCCCAGACAGAGCGUGAGGAUGAGAGACCGGAGCAGACAAGAGCUCGCCUGGCUCGUCUGCAGUCUUCCUCCCCUCGAGACCGGGAGGAGGGAGGAGGGUGUGGGCCCGAUGCUGCUUCCGCCUCGGCCGCCAGCACCACCGACGAUGACGGGCACAGUCAGAUGAUCUGUGACCUUCAGCAGCAAAUUUUAGAGGCGAACCAGUUGCACAAGCAGUUUCUUGAAGAAGCCAGGAAGCGCUUGCGAGAGUUUCAGAGAAUAUGAUAAAAGGGAAAGUCCCAUCCGUGAUAAAUACAUCGCUGAUGACUGGGCGUUAUGCUGAACUGGUC